AUGGCUAGUCCUACCUCAUACGUCGCGGCCAUUCGUAGAUUGGAUCUCCAGGUAUAUUACUUGCCAGCAGUCGCAGAAGCUUCCGAGGCGGAGGCUGCUAUUCCUCGGUCGAGAUCAGUUUCCAGGAUCAGCCCUCGAGUAGCGGUGCAAGCGGAGCUUAAAACGCGUACAGCGAGGGCCGAGGAGAGCGGGGAUGGGAGAGGAGGUCAGAGGAGCAUCAGGAAAGUGGAAGGGGGAGAAAAUGGAGGUGGGGAUGAGUGGAUUGAGAGGGUAGUACCGGGGAAUGCAGUGGGGGAUGCAGCGGGGAAGAGUGAGGGAGGCAAGAGGAAGAGGAAGAACUAUGGCACGGGAGGCUGCAAGGAGGAGGAGGAGGCAGUGGUAGUGAUUGCUGGAGUGCUAAAGGAUAAAUUCGGGCCUCAGAUUGUGAGAGAGGAGUUGGAGGACCGGAGGGUCGUAUCUCCUGCCUCCCUCCUCUCCCUCUACCGCUUCUUCUCCUCCCACCUCGGCAUCUCCUCCCCUUCCACUGUCGCUUCCCUCCUCACCUCUAAGCCCCAACUCCUACGCUCCAAUCCCACCAAUGACUUCCUGCCACGUGUCCGUCUCCUCCAAGAGCUUGUGCGGGAAGUGGAAGAGGCACUGGAUCAAAGUGGAAUAGAGGGAGGUGGGACGCUAAGGUUGGGAGGUGGUGAUUUUUUGGACGUGGAGAAUGAGUCUGGAGCUCAAGAUGGGACCGGAGGGGGUGUAGUUGCUGCAGCUUUCUCUGCUACAGCUGCCUCUGCUACAGCUGCCUCUGCUACAGCUGCCUCUGCUACAGCUGCCUCUGCUACAGCUGCCUUUGCUACAGCUGCCACGGCCCUCCCCCUGCUGGACCUGCUACAGCUGUUCCUGUGGGUGACAGUGCCGCCGGCUGUAGCAGAGGAGCUGCUGUUGAAAGGGCUGCUGCUCAUGGACCUGCAAGAGAGGCUCGGAAGGUGA
Messenger RNA from Closterium sp. Naga37s-1, 975 nucleotides. Lineage: Eukaryota; Viridiplantae; Streptophyta; Zygnematophyceae; Desmidiales; Closteriaceae. The record is from the annotation of a GenBank genome assembly.